This is a messenger RNA of Sodiomyces alkalinus F11, 762 nucleotides long. RefSeq lists its product as hypothetical. Lineage: Eukaryota; Fungi; Ascomycota; Sordariomycetes; Glomerellales; Plectosphaerellaceae. The record is from RefSeq and is a predicted model, not a curated record. Bases 1 to 762 code for a protein of 253 amino acids. The transcript has 6 exons.
AUGAGACGAGUGGGGAGGAAGGUCCAGAUUCCAGAAGUUGGAAAUUAUCCAACGAAACAGAAUAUAGAUGCUUUUGCUAUGAAACCUGACCUGCAGAGCGCCGUUCCUUCAGAAGAAUUCAACUUGCCCAAAAGUUGUAUUAAGGAGAAGUUGCGAUGUGCGCAAGACAAGAUCAACGGCAACUUGGUGAGUUGGCUGCUGCCCGGGGAGACGGUUCCCGCGGAGUACUCCCCGGAGGCCGAAGCAUGUGGGGCCGGUCCGGGGAAUUGGGAGUCGCGGAUCGAUAUCAGGGAGGCAGAACUAUCCAUUGGCCGCCUCGAAAGAGAGCGCAUGAGCAUCAAGGGUCAAUCACAUAGUAUUCAUCUGACUUGCGCCACCAUGAUGGCCGAAUCCAUCCAAACGAGUAAAUCACCCAAUUUUGCUUUUCUUUGCCCCAAGCAUAUACAUCUCACAUUCACCAUGUUCAAGUUUACAGAGAGGGUUGAACAACGGGCAAAGGAGGGAGAAUUUAUCUCCCAGCAGGAAGUAUCAGACCUCAGCCGGGAGGAGUCCAACCUUUUUGGGGGUCCUAUAGAGGGUGGCGCAGCAGGUAAAUAUCCCCCCCAAGUUCAACCGUCCUCUUUCAUGCAGUUUGGCCCCCUGAAUUCUGAAACCUGGGCUCACUUUACCCUUUUAUCCGUCAUUGAUAGACCCGUGCUCAUGCCGGAGGGCCUCCAAAAAGAGGCUCUCUCAGCGUCCAGGCGCAAGAGGCUGCCGAGAUGA